Hemiscyllium ocellatum (epaulette shark) is the source of this 1264-nucleotide messenger RNA. It is a transcript of the gene tmbim4, whose product is annotated as transmembrane BAX inhibitor motif containing 4. Gene Ontology annotation, biological process: negative regulation of apoptotic process. Bases 51 to 755 code for a protein of 234 amino acids. Gene Ontology annotation, cellular component: membrane. Lineage: Eukaryota; Metazoa; Chordata; Chondrichthyes; Orectolobiformes; Hemiscylliidae. The transcript is spliced from 7 exons. The record is from RefSeq and is a predicted model, not a curated record.
CACAGGGAAAGGUCAGCGGGUGACCUCGGAAGUAGUUGUUGUGAGUAGUAAUGGAUCCCUAUCCCCGAUCGUCCAUCGAAGAUGAUUUCAACUAUGGCACCAGUGUGGCGUCGGCCAGUGUCGACAUCCGCAUGGGGUUCCUGCGGAAGGUAUACACCAUCUUGUCUGUCCAGAUUAUUCUUACUACUGUGACAUCUGCUGUGUUCAUGUAUAGUGAUACAAUCAAGGAUGUCGUUCAUGGAAGCCCUGAAUUGGUGUUGGUAGCAUGUUUAGGAUCGCUGGGUCUAAUAAUUGCUCUGGCGAUUUAUAGACAUCAACAUCCCAUUAAUCUGUAUCUCCUGUUUGCUUUUACCCUGCUGGAAGCUUCAACUGUGGCUGCUGCUGUCACUUUCUAUGAUUAUUCCGUGGUUCUGCAAGCAUUCAUUCUGACUACAGCUGUAUUUGUUGCAUUGACUGUCUACACAUUUCAAUCAAAGAGGGAUUUCAGCAAAUAUGGAGCAGGUCUUUUUGCAUGUCUGUGGAUUUUGUUCCUGGCUGGAUUUUUAAGACUGUUUUUCUUGAGUGACACAGUGGAGCUUGUAUUUGCAUCUGCAGGAGCUCUCCUCUUCUGUGGCUUUAUCAUCUAUGAUACACAUGUUUUGAUGCACAAGCUUUCACCUGAAGAAUAUGUACUGGCUUCAAUUAACUUAUAUUUGGAUAUCAUUAAUCUGUUUUUGCAUAUCCUUCGAAUCCUGCAAUCACUUAACAAGAAGUAAUCUCUAGAAUUAUUGCAGAAAAAAAGAUGUUAAUAUAUCUCUAACUGAAAUUUAAUGAAGGGGUGCCCUUUGUGUAUGGACUUGCUGAUUUAUUAUCUAACUUUGUUCUUAGUGAUCAUAUCUGUAUUUGUUAUCUGCUGUAGAUAGUUUUAACUAAUAAUCAUCAAUUUGUAUAGUUUUGCUUGAUGGAAUUUUAGGGCACUUCUGGGUGAAUAGUUGAAGAAAAAUAUUAUAAAUUGUGGAGGAACACCAAUCCAGACGCAAAAUCCAACAUAUUUUCAGCUUUGUUUGAUUUGAAUUUAGAGAGCUUAAUUUUUUAAAAAUCUGAAUUGAAAUUUGAUGCUAAACUGGAAGAAAGUAAUUCUUAAUGUGACAUGGAUUCAAUGAAAGAUUUUUUGUCUGUUCUUUUCUAUUGUAAUUUGUGUUUAUAGGUUGAAGUCCUAUUCUGUAAGAAAAAAUCAUUUGAGUACAAGUCAUCCCUUUGAAUAAAAUCUGUAAUUCACAUUUUA